Symbiodinium sp. CCMP2456 is the source of this 4860-nucleotide messenger RNA. The record is from the annotation of a GenBank genome assembly. Lineage: Eukaryota; Dinophyceae; Suessiales; Symbiodiniaceae.
AUGAGUGGUCCGGGGAAGGAUGAUGAGCGACCUCGGUUGGAGAGAUUUGAUGGAACGCAGCCGUCCCAGUACCGGCGAUGGCGAAGGAAGGCGGAGUUGAUGCUCCUAGCCAUUCCAAACACCUAUACCAAAGAUAGGUACAAGGAACUACAGACGGAGGCUCUUCACAACCACUUGCAAGAGUAUUUCUAUGGCAUGCAGAUUCGGCCUGGAGAAACGUAUCGCAAUCUGGAAGUGAGGGUGCAGACAGCGUACCGGCGACUGCAGGAGCACGCUAUAGAGUUACCUUCAGAAGUUCGCGGCUGGUUCUUGGUGAGAAAGCUUCAGCUGGAUGCGGCGGCAGAGGCUUUGAUCAUGACCCAUACCAAGGGGUCGCUCAAGCACGAUGAAGUGACCCGUGCAGUGCAGGCGAUCUUUCCACAUGGAGUUGCAAAGAACGUUCAUGGGAGGACCAAGGAGGUCUUCGAAGCCGAUGAGUACCACAGCGGUGGAAACACAGAGGAGCACAUCAAUGACGUGUUUCAAGCCGUUGCGGACCAAGUGCAAUCUGCGGAUGAAUAUGAUGACGAGGACGCCUUGGACGUGUUCGAGACCUACAAGGAGGUAAGAAGGCGUGUUCAGCAGAAAAAGCUUGGAAGAGGCUACAAGCAUGACGAUGGCAACCAGUGGAAGUUGUCUGGCACGGUGAAAGGAAAAGUGGAGUUGCUGAAGAGCAAAACCAAGUGUCAUCUAUGCCACGAGCGUGGACACUGGAAGCGGGAAUGCCCUCGACGCGGCCAAGGAGGCUCAGGGCGGCAGACUCGACCGAGUGGAUCCAACGAGGCAAUGGUGGCCGACGACAGCGUGGACGGGUACAAGGACUUAGAGUAUGAACACUUCCUCGAUGUAGAUGAGAUCGGCAAGUUCGAGAUAUUUCUUGCAGAAAAGGGAGAUCAGGUGGAAGUGGUUUUGGCCAGUCAGGAUGAGGCCCUGAAUGAGACGGGCGAAGUGAGCGGGGACUUUGAGCGUAGUUUGACCGAGUUUUUGAACAGAUCGGGAGCCGAUGACAUGCAGUCCGAUGAGACACUAGCGAAGUCGGGGCUGAGGGUUCGCUAUGUUCGGGAGAGGCAUGAGUUCAAGUUCGGUAAUGCCGGUGUUCUUAGGAUAGAGCAGCGGCUGUGCCAAGCUCAGCCGCGAACCGUGAGCUACACGGGCCAAGCAAUGAGCGAUGCGCCGAUGAUGGGAUACGGCCAGAGUCCUCUGAUCAUGGAACUGAUGGAGGAAGUGGCGGGACAAGCUGCCGCAGCAGAGGGCCAGAUCACAGAUGUGAGCGCCAAAAUCCUGGACGAGGCAGCCGAUCACAGCGACGACGAGCUCGACGCAACAGUGCCAGGCGUAGAUGGCUCGCUGGGUCAAAGGAUCUUCACCAUCGGGAAGUACCAGAAGGCGGGCCGGCUCGUGACGUUCAAGGCAGCAUACGAGCAGGACAAAAAGUAUGUAGCGUGGGUUCGCAAGUUCAUCAAGGGCAAGAGUACAAGUCCGGAGAAGAGCAACCACCCUACGAUGACGCAGUUCAGGCUGUACAUUGCUCUACGAGAUCAACGGAAAUCUCUUCGCCUGCAGAUGAAUCCCGAACCAACGCAACUGCUGGCAAUGCGUCCCAAGGCGAAGGCGGCAACAGCGUGGCAGCCAAAGGCGAGGGCAACCGGAGUGCAGCGAGGAAUGCCCACGUCCUCCGGAACUAUGAGUGCUGCAUCGUCGGCACAGAUGCCGCCCCCGUCGAUGACAACCGCUCUAUCGAGCGGGGCGUGGGAGGAUCACUGGGUGGUGGCAGCCGAGCCAGAAGCGGAGACGGCGACCGAGACUACUCAGGAGCGACGACGCCGAAGGCUUCGAGAGCAGAUCGAGCUACUGACCUACCAGUUGGAGGAGCUACAGGAGGCCGAGGCUGUCUUUGAAGACCUAUCCGCCUCCAUGAUUCGUCAGGCUGCGACUGUCGAGCAAGCUCUGAAAAUGAUCCGGAAGUUCUCUCCAAAGCUUGUGACUGCGUGCUGCAUGGAACAGUACUGUGAGGGUCGUUUGUUCUGUGUGGAAGAUGUGAAUGAGAGCAUGAGUGGGAGAGUGAAGCAGUGGAGAAAGCAGCGAAGUGAUGAGAACAUGUUAGUUGUUGAGAGAGUGGAGAGCGACAACACGUGGAAGGCCACGGAGUUCAAUCAACAGGUGUGCGUGGAUACCUUCGAGCAGGAAGUACGUGACAGUAAGGUACAUUUCCUCAACAUUGUGGACGAGGGCGAGUUCGAGCAUGGGUUGUCAUUGGAUGGAACAUUCUGUGACUCGUCGGCUGCGUAUUCACCUUGGCAGAAUGGCCUUGCUGAAAAGAAAGGUGACGUUUGGAAGGCUCAGGAACUGAUCGAUCAGGUCAAUUGUGCCGUGAACAGUAUGACCCGAAAAGAUGGAGAGUCAAUCUUUGAGCGUAGGGUUGCCUUUCGCACAGCCGCGCGGAAAGCAUUCUUGGAGGUUGGGCAGCUUGUGUUCCUAUGGAGAAAGAAUCGCUUUGACAAUCGUGCCCAUUGGCAUGGUCCAGCCGUGGUGAUUGGAAAGGCAGGCGUGUCAAAGGCAACUGUGAAGAUGCUUCCAGCUGAUAUGGUGCAUAUCAGAGGUGUUGGUGACAUUGUGCUUGAUGAAGGACCAGCAGAACCUCCUGCGGUACCUGUGAGUGAUGGUGGAGCAGGAAGCAGAGAUGAGGCUUCUCCUGGCGUUGCUGUGCGUGGUGAUGAGUCACCAGCCAAACGUGCGAGAUUGGUUGCUCCGCCUUCUGCGUUGACUCAGAUGAUGCGUGCUGAUCCCGAGUUGGUUGACAGUGGUCGGUCAAGUGGUGCAUUGCGUUCCAAUGUUGUGCGUGCUGAGGAUGUGCCUAUUCCUUGUGCCGAAGAGCCAGAUGACGAACUUGAAGUGUACGCUAGUGAUGGUGAUCACUGGAUCAUAAGUCAUGGGCGUGAGAGGCUUGAGCGUGUACAUGCUGUUGAGCGAAGAGGUGUGUACUUCCCGUCGUCGCAAGAGUUGCCAGUUGAUGAAAAGCAUGUUGAGGAUACAUGUUGCGUGGUUGGCUUCGAUCGGCUUGGAAACAAGGUGUGUUGUGAGUACAAUUGGAAAAGUGGACAGGUUCCCGAGUUUCCUGUGCGUGGACGUUUCUGGACUGGACACACCGAGUUCACCCUCAAGGCUGGAUGGACUGUGAAGCCGCAGGAACAGGUCGAGUGUUUUGAAGUGAAUAUCAAAAAGGGCCGCAAGGAGUUAACUGACCAUGAGAUUCCUUCGCAUAAACGUGAAGGCUUGAAUCAGGCCAAGUUGAAAGAAUGGAAGAAGCUUGUGGACAGCGGUGCCAUUCGCGUGCAUGUGGGUGCGAGUGCAGAAAAGAUUCGGCGGUCGUUGGACAAGGGGCGUUUGUUGAAAUCCCGGUUCGUCUUGACGGAAGCAGAAGCGGGAAGCAGUCCGUUGACAGAGGACAUCAAGGCAAGAUGGUGUGUAAGAGGGUACCUUGAUCCUGAUCUACUUCACCUAGAUACAAGUGCACCGACGUUGUCUGCAGAAGGGUUUGCUACAGCCAUGCAACUCAUUGCGUCUCGCAAGUGGAGACUCAACAUUGCCGACGUGGAAGGGGCUUUCUUAAGAGGUGACGCCUUGGAUCCAAAAUGGGGUCGACUGUUCAUUGAUCUUCCUCCCGGAGGGGUUCCAGGAGUUCCUGCAGGCAGUGUUGUGGAAGCCAUAAAGACCAUCUAUGGUUUGGCAGACGCUCCGAAGGCAUGGUGGCAGUGUUUCUCAGCCAAGCUUAAGUCCCUGGGGAUGAAGGUGUCGCGAUUUGAUCCUUGUCUGUAUUACUACUAUGUGAAAGGCCAGGUUUCAGGAACGAUUGCUUUGCAUGUGGAUGAUCUCUGUGCCGGUGGUGAUGCUAGCUUUCAGGAGGAUGUGCUGGAGCCUCUGAGAAACAUGUUUCCUUUCAAACACUGGAAAACAGGUUCGGGUGACUUUCUGGGCAAGAAACUUGAACAGCAGCCAGAUGGGAGCAUCAAGAUCAGUCAAUGUGAAUACGCCAGACAACUGAAGGGCAUUGACCUGAGUGCUGUGAAUUGGUUAGUGAGCAGCAGCAGACCAGAUCUGGCAGCAGGCUGUUCAUUGUUGCAACAGCGUGUGUGUGAAGCUACAGUUGCUGAUCUGAUAGAGUUGAACAAGCUUGUGAGCCAAUGUCAUGACAACAGCAGUGCCUAUAUCUGGGUCCGCAGCAUUCCUCUUGAACACGUUCAAUUUGUCAUGUUGUCUGAUGCCGCAUGGGCAAGUGCACAGUCGUGCUGCAGCCAAGCGGGAUACAUGGUUGCUGCCUGUGAUGAGAGGCUGCCCAGUGGAACCUGGGGUACAUACUCUGUGUUACGCUGGAAAAGCUACAAGCAGGACAGACAGACUCACUCUACACUUGGAGCAGAACUUUUGUCUCUGUCAAGAGGCAUAGCGGAAGCAAGAUGGCUACGAUCGAUGUGGUGCGAGGCUGUGUUUUCAGACUACACGCUGAAGGACGACCACAGCUGGAGCAGUCGGAUACCGAUUACUGCAGUUAUUGAUUGCAAGCCAGUGUACGACCACGUGGAAGGACCCAUGAUAGCGGUCAAAGACAAAAGGGUUGCCAUCGAGAUGAUGCUUAUCAAAGAGGACAUCGCAAGCUAUGGAAUAUCUCUGCGGUGGAUGGCUACAAAGCAAAUGAUCGUGGACGUGCUCACUAAAAGAGGGGCACCGAUGGAGUUAUUUCGGAGGGUUCUUCAGAAAGCCGAGUUUGUUUUGACAGAAGACAACGAAGUGGCCAGAAUUACUUCGAAGCGGAAAGAAGUCUGA